AUGGAAACUAAGAUUGAUGCAACAGUUGCUGAUAUCAAAGGGAAAUCAAGUUAUCUUGAGAGAGUUGCAGAAACUUUUAGUCAUAAAGCUAAAGCAAUGCUUGAAAUGAUGCCAUUUGAUCCUUUUGAAUACAAAAUAAUGCAAGUCUUCUUCCAUCUAGAUGAACCAAAUGAAAAAUUUCGUAAAAUAUUUGAAGAGCAUGUUUUUAAAAACUAUUUCUUCAAACUUGAUCAAUUGCAACAAAAUAAAAACGACGAACUUCUCGAAAAAAUCAGAGAGAAAGAAGAUAUCAAAGUAACAAUUGAAAAUGAUGAAAAUUUUGAUAAUCCACCUGAAUUUCAAUACAUUGUGAAGAAUAUUCUCCCCCAGCUAGUUACUGAAGAAAAUGUUCUCGAAAACAAAAGCAUUGAUGGUUGUAGUUGCACAGUGCAAGUGGAAGAGACUGUGGAAAGCUGUGGAAAAGACUCUCAAUGCUGUCCAAAGUUAUGCAAAAAACCAUUCAUGUACAAAAAAGACAACAAAGGCAUGACCAUAUUACGUUUGUUAAAAGGAAUCGAAAUUAUUGAAUGCGGUGAUAUUUGUGCUUGUGGUGCUGAUUGUAUAAAUCGACUCACACAACAACGAAAAACAGUCGAUCUUUGCUUGUUUAUGACAAAAGAUCGGGGCUGGGGAUUAAAAACUAUAAAUGAUGUUUCGAAAGGAACAUACAUCAUCGAAUACGUUGGAGAAUUAAUUGGUGAAGAUGAAGCUAAUCAAAGAACCGAAACAACAUAUUUAUUUGACUUGAACGAAGGCAUAGUAGCAGAUAAUCGCUUUCAUACAAUUGAUGCAAAUGUAAAUGGAAACUUGUCUCGUUUCAUCAAUCACUCUUGUGAACCAAAUUCUAAGGUUUUGUACAUAAAUAACUGCCAGAAAGAUCCAAAGAAUCUCAAGUUAUGCUUUUUUGCUAACAAAUUAAUUCCAAAAGAUACUGAGAUAACUCUAGAUUAUAGAGAUGGUGAGAUUAUACCUGAGCGAGCUGGUAUUCCCGCACUACUGCCUAUAUGUACUUGUGGAUCUGAAAAUUGCCGCAAAGUUAUUUACUAA
This is a messenger RNA of Clunio marinus, 1086 nucleotides long. The record is from the annotation of a GenBank genome assembly. NCBI's taxonomy places the organism in Eukaryota, Metazoa, Arthropoda, Insecta, Diptera, Chironomidae.